AUGGGCAACCUGGACCUCAAGGGCGCCGGCCACUGCAUGCUCCACGCGUGCUCGCCAAGGCCUUCUGCGCCAGUUGCAUCGGCGCUCGGCGACCAGAGCCAUUUCCACCGCGGAAUCAUGGGCUCGCGGGGGGGGCGACGACGAGAGACGGCGAUCUUGGCAUCCAUGGUGACAGCCUACAACCCACGGCAAUUGCAAGUUUCGUCGUUUGUGGUUAUCUUCAAAGACAUGGCCAACGAGCCCCCGCCGGCGGGCUUGCAUAACAUGGAGAAGACAGCGGAGGACCUCGCACGCCGGCGCGAGAAGGAAUGCGCAGACAGCAAGCUCGCAGCGAAGUGCCCUAUCACAGUCAGCCAGGCCGACUUCAGCAGCCACCUGCACGCCGGCGGCAUCAACGCGAAGGAGACAGUCAACCCGGGCAAGCUGCGCGAUAUGCUGCAGGACUGCAGUCAGUUCAGGGGCGACAACCUCCCCGCCAUCGGCCUGGCCCAGAGCAAGGAAAACAGCACGCACGUGGAACGUGGAUGGGACGGCGACAACUUCGACGAGUCUCGAGGCAACAUCUACUCGCUUCAUAACCCGCUCAACGUGCGCAUGGUGUUCGAGACUGCGUUCGCCUCGGAGGGCAAGCGCGCCGCCGCGCCUGGCGGGGCCGAGGGCGAGACCAAGGGGACGAAGGCGGAGGAGGCAAUCGGGGCGGCCACAGGCUGGUGCGAAAGCAUGGCAGGCGACCCGAGAUCGGUCAUCAGCGCGGUCCUCGCCACGGCGCUGGCACCGGUGGCGGCGGCUAGCGUGGAGGCGGCAGUCAGAGAGGGCAAGGAGCACCACGAGGCGACGAAGCAGCUGCGGGAGGGCGCCAAGGACGACCCCCAGGUGGACGCGUGGAAGGACUUCGCGCGCACGCUCCUCGCGAGCACCGCAGAUGGCCGAGAGCGCGAGGCUUUGACCGACUACUGGAAGAACUUCAUCAUGAAGUACGAGCUCGCGCAGGCGCCGGUGGACAUCAAGUACUUCUGGGCGCGUGUCCCGCAGCCCAGGGAGACCGAGAAUAAGUCCAAGCGCAUGGAGAGCAAAGUACGGCUGCAGCGGGCGCUUUCGACGACGAACAUCGCGACGGAGCUGGACGAGGAUGUGAGCAGGGACCUCGGGCCCUGCACGUGCGAUCUCGCGUCUGGCCUGUGCGACGCCCACUGCUGCUGCGACCCGGACUGCAGCGACGACCUCGCGGGUAGCCUCGCGCAGACCUUCGAUUGCUUGCCAGAGGGCUUAGCACCGGCCAACUCGCAGUUCUGCUAUUCCAAGGACUGGGUGACCAACGUCAACCCGCGAGUCGACCUGUGGGUGGUGGCAGACGACUUGCGCAGCCUUCUUUGCGUCGAGGUUGACAACAACGAGGUCCAGGGCGUCUUCUACGCCAACAGUCCCACUGUGGCGUCCUCGACCAUUGCACAAGAGAGGGAGCGACAGCAGCAGUCGGGCUUCGGUGACGUGCUGGCAGCGGCUGGGGCCGCCGCGGCGCAAACGGUGAUGCGAGCGUACCAGGCAGGCGACGUGUUGAGAGUCCACAUGGCUCUCUCCACAGUGGACAGCACGAUCCAGCCGUUCUCGUCGCUGGAGAGCCCCGGCGUCACGCAGAUCUCCGCCGGCCUGGCCCUCCGCGCUCCGGGCGCGCUCGGGGGCUGCCCAGAGGGCUCGGCGGCGCAGCUCGCCAGAUUCUUGAUGGACGUGCCGAGCACUUCGUGCUGGAUCGAGCGGAAUCUUGUAGAUGCGUGUGCGGUGGCACUGAACCCGGUGAUCGCCACCAGCUGGAAGAUACCAACGCAGCUUCUCGCAGGCACCCUGAAGUGCGGCACAUCCGACAGCGGCUCCCUCUGCCUGGCACCAGAGGUGAGUGUGGUGGAUGCCGGAGGGGCGUCGACCGAGCUUCGAGACCCCGUGUUCUCGCAGAACGGCGGCGCGUGCUCUUGCGAGGGUGCGAUCCGGAGCUUGCAGUACGCCUUCUACUUUGAUUCUGCGGCCAAGAUCAACAAAGCCCAGGUGAACAUCACUCUGCAGGAUAUCCAGGACGCGCCGUGCGAAGGCGGCCGGGUGGCACAGAGCACGAGCGUGGUGUUCCUGCAGGGCGCCGACCCAAGCUCCGUGACAGAGCGCUCGGGGAACCCCGGAUACAUCGUGGGUCUGCCCCUGUUGGUGGCAGAUGCCAUUCCGCAAAGACCUCGCGCUGCCACCAUCGACGGGGUGUCCAGACUUGGGGGGUGCCUGACGGUUGGCUCCUUCCGCAGCGCAUGGAACAUCGCGCUCAAUUUCGGGGAGGACACGGUCCUGGGCUGCACCCUUGCGCUGACGCGGGCAGAGCUCGAGGCUGAGUGCUGCGACGACGCGAGCUGUGGCUUCUCGAGUAAGCUGAAGAUUCUCAGAGUGCUGGGGCCUCCCGAGCCGAACUGGACGCACAUCGCAGCGUGGGGCAGCGUGGCUGCAGACUCGGAGGACCCGGAGGACUGGGUGGAGGUGUCAUUCGACUCCGUCACGGAGACUCCGCAGUUCAGCCAGGACGCCACUUCGGCAUCCCAGUCCAAGUGCGAGGGGGCCGUGGUGGGCGUCGACCUUCAGGUGCUCUACUCGCCGUUCGGAGACGUGCGCAACCCGCAGAACAAGAUCGUGGCGGCGACCGCGGCCCACCGCGUCGGGGAGCUGCAGCACACGAGGCAGGACCCGCGGGAGAAGCAGCACUUCCAGUUCACCUUCACCGUCUCCUUCACCCGCCUGGACCGCACGGAGGACCCCGCCGUGCGGGCGCCGCCCCGGGCGCGGCUGCCGCUGCUGCUGCCGCAGCACCUCUUCUACCCCUUCCGCCUGGGCAGCGGCGCCCGCCCCCGCGCGGGGCGCCCGCGCCUGCUGGCCGCGGCCCUGCUCCUGCUGGCGCCCCUCGCCGCGGCGCCCGCCCCCGGCGCCUGA
Messenger RNA from Prorocentrum cordatum, 2955 nucleotides. NCBI's taxonomy places the organism in Eukaryota, Dinophyceae, Prorocentrales, Prorocentraceae. The record is from the annotation of a GenBank genome assembly.